AUAUAAGAGGGCCAAAAUUGUCCUACUCAUGGUCAUUUGCUGCCAUCUUUUGGCCAUAUACUAUAAUGAUGCUACACUGUGCGCUUACAAGGUCAGAUUUGUUGCUACAAAUCAUUUGUGUACUAAAUUAUGUGGUGGUGUGAUAUAUGGAUGCUUCCAUACACAUGCUAACAUGCGGCGUGCCUGUCUUCAGGACUUCAAAGAGCAGGUGAUACAUCAUAUCGCCACUUUAACUCUCCUCGCAUUCUCCUGGAUCUCCAACUACAUCCGUGUUGGCACCAUUGUGAUGGCACUGCAUGACUCUGCUGACAUCCUGCUAGAGGGUGCAAAGGUGCUGAACUAUGCAAAGUGGCAUCAGACUGCUAAUGCUAUGUUUGUGGUCUUCACGUUCCUCUUCAUGCUGACCAGACUUGUACUUUUUCCUUUCUGGGUGAUUCACUGUACAUGGGUGUAUCCACUGGAGAGGUUUGCUCCUUUCUUUGGCUACUAUUUCUUCAACGCCAUGUUGAUAGUGCUCCUCAUGCUUCACUUCUAUUGGGCCGUCCUCAUAUCUAAGAUGCUCUACAAGUGUAUCUUCACCAAGGUGGGUUUACACGUGUAUGCUCUCAACACAUUUUCUACCUCACUUUGUGCUUUUUUUCCCCAGCUGGAAGGUGAUGACAGAAGCGAUGAAGAGGAGGAUGACAGUGACUCGCCUAAGGAGAAAAACUACAAACUGAGUCAUCUCAAUGGUGCAGGGGCCAGAGGCCGGGCCAACGGUCAUUGAUGACCUAAAUUCUAACUCUU
This is a messenger RNA of Doryrhamphus excisus (bluestripe pipefish), 786 nucleotides long. RefSeq names its product ceramide synthase 2. Gene Ontology annotation, biological process: ceramide biosynthetic process. Gene Ontology annotation, molecular function: sphingosine N-acyltransferase activity; DNA binding. Gene Ontology annotation, cellular component: membrane. NCBI's taxonomy places the organism in Eukaryota, Metazoa, Chordata, Actinopteri, Syngnathiformes, Syngnathidae. The record is from RefSeq and is a predicted model, not a curated record.